Molecule: messenger RNA, 435 nt
Organism: Pieris macdunnoughi
Lineage: Eukaryota; Metazoa; Arthropoda; Insecta; Lepidoptera; Pieridae
Source: the annotation of a GenBank genome assembly
AUGGAGCCUAGGCCUCCACCCUCUUCGCCCUCUGACACAGACUCCGACUCCGGAGAUGAAACCGUACCCGCUGAUCCAGAGACGUGGGUGCGACGCGACGUGGUGCGUUGCGUGCGUUGGGCGGCACGUACAUUCCGCGUGCACGCGCCGCGAAGGCAUCUUUUGCCUACAUCAGGAGCUGCUCUGCUGCAGCUUACUGAGGAACAUUGGCUCCAGGUGUGCGAUGGCAAGACGGAAGCGGCGCGCAUCUUCCACACAUAUGUGCAGCACGUGCAUGCGGAGGCAAAGGGCCGGCCUCCACCAGAGCCGUUGCCAGAGCACCAGGCCUCGACCUCCGCUGCAACACUUCCAAGUAACCCUAGUAAGGAAAAAGAUAAAAGAAAUACUGAGAGAAAAGAGCAAAAACCGUAUAAACAAAAUUACAGUACAGUGUAG